AUGGCCAAGGUUGUAGCUAGUUCGGCAGGUCGAGCGCUGGGUCUACCGAUUUCUAAAUUCAAGUCCAUGGGCGGUAUGCACUACACCACAUACAGGAAACUCUUUGACGCCAUGGUCGGAGCAGCGAUUUGGGCGACCUCAAACUCUACAUACGCAACGACUAUACAAAACAGAGCUAUGAAAUUCUAUAUGGAAGUGCGGAAAUCUACCCCCAACGCUGCAGUGACAGGCGACAUGGGAUGGACACCUACACCAGCAACACCCGCGGGACAUGGUCAGUGUGUGAUGUAUGGCAUGUGUGGGGUGAACCCAAACACUGGGAAGCCCGUUCCCUGUGCAUACACCGGACCCCCCAAACCCCUCACUGACCCCACUGCAAGGCGUGUUUUAGAAGAAAGGUGUCCGGACUUUUCUCAUGACACAAGCACGUGCUGUGACGCUCAUCAGCUGUCUUGGCUCCAGUCCAUGCUGACAGUGCCGGAUCAGAUCCUGGGAAACUGUCCAGCAUGCAACUACAACUUCAGGAACGUCUUCUGCAACAUGGUGUGUAGUCCCAAACAGAGCGACUUUGUCACCGUCACCAGUACUUCCUCCCAGUCGGUCACGGCCAUAAAAUACGACGUCACUACGACCUUCGCCGACGGCAUGUACAAAUCGUGCAAGGACGUCACUAUGCCAUCUCCCGGUGGUAACGCCCUUGGUUUUUCGUGUGGUUGGCCCGCAGAUGAAUGCUCCCCAAAAAGGCUACUUUAUUAUCUCGGCAACGUACGAAAUGGUCAAUCAGCUUUCUCGAUCAAGUUCGAUGUAACUGAAUCUCCAGACGCGUUGCCGAGCGGAGUUACCUUGUACCCUAUGAACGCAACAACUAUUCCAUGUUCCUCCCCUGUGGGCAAAAGAAGCAGAUGUUCCUGUCGUGACUGCGGGGCUGUUCCAUCUCCCACCACAACCGUUGCCCCGAAUCCCUGUACAAAGAGCCAAAAGGGUGGUAUUCAAAAAGCCCCGGGGUAUGCGAGUCUGCACCUGUUGAUCCAGAGACUGGGCAACCACUCAAGGAUACAGGAUUUCUACCCUCCCCCAAGUCUGCAGAGCAUCAUGUUCCAAGCAGUCUUCGAGAAAGCCUCCCUGCAUCAGGUCAGUUGGAUACUCCUAAUCAGUUUUGUUGGGCCAAAUGUGUAA
Molecule: messenger RNA, 1176 nt
Organism: Haliotis rubra (blacklip abalone)
Lineage: Eukaryota; Metazoa; Mollusca; Gastropoda; Lepetellida; Haliotidae
Product: NPC intracellular cholesterol transporter 1-like
Exons: 4
Coding region: 1-1176 (391 amino acids)
Source: RefSeq, a predicted model, not a curated record